AUGUGUGUGUGACACUUCUCUCGCGAAUUUACGAUAAAAUGGCUACCAACAUGUUAAAGUGCAAUAGUUGCAAUGUGGUUAUUAAUGAAGUUCUCGCCUUCAUAUGUAACAAAAUUGAUGUUAUGGAUGAGGAGAGCAUUAACCGUAUAUGUGUUAGUGCGUUCUCGGAAACUGAGGUGAAAAGUGCGAAAGACUUAUUAUUUCAAUCUGUCGCCACUGCAAAACGCAAGAAGACAAGGAAACGAGACGGCAAGACGCUCCGCGACAUUGAUGAUAUCAUUUGUCUCCUCAAAGAAACAAAUCCUGAGGAAAUACCUGUCUUCGUUGCUCGAGACUUGCAAAAGUUACCCCCAGUGUUGUUUGACCACGUAGAUGUGACCCGAUUGCUGAAAGAUUUACUGAGGAUGCAAAGUGACAUAAAUCAAAUAAGGGAAGAGUAUGCGACAGUGGAACAUUUACAAGCCAUAAAGUCUGAAGUUGGUUUGUUAAAAAGUACGGUGUGUGCGUCUCCGGGCACGAGUACCGGCAACAAGGUGAACAACUUGGAUAACACGACAUUCACAGAGGAAAAUAAAAGUAAAAACACGAAUGUAAUCCCUGUAUCGCAGAUAAUACAUACAAAAAUCGCUGAGAAAAAUUUUUGUAACAAAGAAAUCGAUUUACAAAAUGAGGGUGAACAUAAAAUCCCUAGUUCGCGUUCGACGCAUCUAGCAUGUUCGCCGAGACCGGCGCGUGCGCCUCUCCCGCGCGCGCCCGUCCCCAGCCCUCCCGUACCUGUCAUGUCGCUUAGUCAAGGACACACGGACGGAUCGAAUGAACAACAACAAUCGCAAGCGAAACGGACAAGUUUUGCUAACAUCGCGCGGAAUGGAGUAUGGAAACAAGAUCAACGAAAUGAGGAAUGGAUAAAAGUUCAAAGAAAUAGAGUAAAGAACAAGUUUGUGGGUACAAGGGGGAAGGCCGAAACUGCACCUAAUACAAAUUUUAAGGCGGCCGAUAGAAAAAUACCUGUAUAUAUUUAUAAUGUGGCGAAGGAUGUUACCGUGUGUGACAUAUUAGAUUAUAUUGCGAGUAAAACAAAUGUUGAAGUGUCAAUUGAAAAGAUGCAAAUGACUUUGGCCAAGGAAUAUGAUUCAUAUAAAAUAUUUGUCCCUGGAAGUAAAUUAUUUGUUUUCAUGGAAAAGGAUUUUUGGCCUGUGGGGAUAGCUUUUCGUCGUUUUAUAAAUUUUGAAUGGCGCAAACGCGAAAAGAAAGUUUAAACAAAUUUACCCACAUGACAAACACAAUCAAACUUUGCAGUUUUAAUUGUAAGGGAGUGAACAGAUCGGAGCAAUGUAUAGCGCGACUUUGUAAACUAGCCGAUAUUGUGGCGUUGCAGGAGACAUGGCUUUUGCCACAUGAUAUUCCUUGCUUGAGAAAAUUAGACGUAAAUUUUGCAUAUACGGGAACGUCGGCGGUGGAUACAUCAGCUGGUAUUUUGAGAGGCAGACCCUAUGGUGGUGUGGCGAUUCUCUGGAGAAAGGAGAUAUUUCCGACGGCAACAGUGAUUGAGUGUUCUAAUGUGCGUUUAUGUGCGGUGAAAUUAGAGUUGCACAAUCGCGCGAUACUAGUGUUCUCGGUGUAUAUGCCCACUAACUCCGUUGAUAACUUAGUAGAAUUUACUCAGUGUUUAUGUGAGAUCAACGCAAUAAUAGAGAAUAACAGUGUUGAGUCUGUGUUCAUGCUGGGAGACUUCAACGCUCACCCAGCAAAAUCAGACAAUAGUGGAAGAAGAAAUAAGGACUCUAAUAGCAGACAAUCAGAAAUUGUCUCAACAAGUGGGGAUGCUAUUGAAGGAGAAGUUAGACAAUGCUAGAGCCAAUAGCCACAAUCUGGACUACACCAAGGAGUUGGAGGAGUUUAGAAAACAAGUCUCUUUGCUGGCAAAGGAACGAGACUCACUUCAUGUACUCUGGCAAACCUCACAGAAGACUAUAGAUGCCCUGGAAACUGAAUUGAAGACUUACCAGAGUUAUGACAGUGGGGGAAAGAAGCCCUCAACAGAAGAACGAAGAGAUUUUGAACUAAAACUCGAAACAGCAUUAACAGAUUACAUCGACCUCGAAAACAAGCACAAAGACUUGCAAACGAAACACGCUGUAUUAGAAAACGACUUGAAAAGCCGAGAGAAAGAGAUAGCAGCAUAUAAAGAGAGAGGCAAAGAGUUAGAAGAGAAGUUGAGUGACGUCACAAAGAGUUUAGAAGAAUAUAAAAUCAAUUUUGCGGUGGAGAAGAAAAAUAGUGAAGAUUUAAAAGAACAGUUGGGACAGUAUCAGAAGGAAUGCGCUGAAAAAUCGAAGAGGGAAGUGGAAGCUAAGUCUAAAGUAGCAGAAGCAUUACAACUGUACGACGAAGUGUCGAAACAGAAGAAUGAAGCUUAUAGAACUGUACAGGAAUUAUCUAGAGAAAUAGCCCAACUGAAACACACAUUAUCGAACAUAAGACAGGAGAUAGAGACGUCGUGUAGGAAAGAAAUGGACGAGGUGAAGGAGAAGUACAAUGAGAAAGUAGCCGACAUGUUACAACAUAUUAGGAAUUUGGACGCUGAGCUCGUGGAGAAAGGGUUGCUACUGAAUAAAACUAUAAGGGAAAACAAAAUACUGCUGGCUUCCAACGAAAGUUACUUGAAACAGCAAAAGGAUUCAUUGAAGUCGGUAGAUCCGAAACUUGCACUAGCCGAACAAAAACUAGAAGUCAUGUUUCAAGAAUUGGUGGCAUCAGAAAGGCGCAACAUGCAACUAGUAUGUGAGAAGCAAUGUCUUGCUAUCGACAUACAAAGGAUGCAGGACGUCCACGCGAGGGAGAUCAAGCGACGCGACUGGGAGGAACAACUUCUGAAGACACAAUGCGAGGAACUCAAAUUACAAGUGGAGCAUCUCCAGAAAUCGUUAGAAGAAACUCACGGGAUGGUGAACAAACUGCAAACUAUGCUUGCCUCCAGAACUGAACUUAAUCAUAAGAUGGUGACAACCAAAGAAGAGGAGGUGAUAGAACUGAAUAAACAUUUAGAAAAUCAAAUGGAGCUUAGUAAAAAAUGGAAAGAGUCCUACUUAGAAAUGACAGAAAAACUGAAGAAGAAACUUGAUGAAAUGCAGAAAGAGAAUAAAGAACUAAGGUCAAAGUUAAAACUGCCUUACAUUGGCUCUUCAGAGGAAAGUAACAGCUAACAUUUGAAUAUAGAUAAUGUGUUUAAGAAAUAAAGUAGAAAAUACGAUAGCACCUGCUCACAUACAUUGUUAAAUAGAUUUCAAUCUUAAGUUUCUUAAAAUAAAGUCUAUUUUUGUUUACAUUGAUGAUUAAAGAUAUCAACAAGUAAGCAAGGCAAGCCUAGCUCUCAGACAUGGUCUAACGUCUAACCUAAGAUAUUUGAUAAUUAAAAAUCGACCUUACCACUAUAGACAAAGGUUCCCCAUUGUCUUGUACCCAAUGCUCCAAUAAACAUACCUCUAUGAAAAAUGUAUUCCUAAUAUAAUUUUAAGAGUGUU
This is a messenger RNA of Spodoptera litura, 3524 nucleotides long. The record is from RefSeq and is a predicted model, not a curated record. Lineage: Eukaryota; Metazoa; Arthropoda; Insecta; Lepidoptera; Noctuidae.